This is a messenger RNA of Podospora pseudocomata, 465 nucleotides long. RefSeq lists its product as uncharacterized. The record is from RefSeq and is a predicted model, not a curated record. The transcript has 2 exons. NCBI's taxonomy places the organism in Eukaryota, Fungi, Ascomycota, Sordariomycetes, Sordariales, Podosporaceae. The coding region runs from base 1 to 465 and encodes 154 amino acids.
AUGGCGCGCUUUACGAACCUGAAGCAGCAAAAUGAAUGGGAGGAGUCGUGGGAGGUCUGGUGGACCAAACACACCAAGUUCAUACUGGAGCGGGAAGAGAUGAGUCGUGGACCCUACAGCGAAGAGGAGGCCAAGCUCAAGGAGGAUUUUCUCUCCAAAGUCCUCCCCCGUUACCUGCGCCCGCUGGAAAGCGGUGGUCGAUCCAUUGACCCAGCACUUUGCCAUACCGAUCUGUGGCCUGGUAACGUCAAAUAUCGACUCGACAACGAAUCGCCCCUGGUAUUUGACGCCAAUGCUCUGUGGGCGCACAGCGAGCUUGAACUCGGCCUUUUCUGCAACUCUAGAUACCCGCUGGAUAGAGUGAACGCAGAGGAGAAGGAGAGGAAAGUUGCUCAAGACGGCAAGAAGAGCUUCGAGGUAAAGAUUGAAAGUGUCACGGAUGAUCUCAAGGUCCUAGCUACUUAG